Messenger RNA from Anoplophora glabripennis (Asian longhorned beetle), 1127 nucleotides. Its product is annotated as lipoprotein lipase-like. Gene Ontology annotation, biological process: lipid metabolic process. The coding region runs from base 77 to 1015 and encodes 312 amino acids. Gene Ontology annotation, molecular function: lipase activity. NCBI's taxonomy places the organism in Eukaryota, Metazoa, Arthropoda, Insecta, Coleoptera, Cerambycidae. The record is from RefSeq and is a predicted model, not a curated record. The transcript is spliced from 4 exons.
UAUAUAUUAACUGUAUAUGAAGGUAAAUGUUUUGUGGAUAAUACUUGUUCCAAGGUUUUAAAUUGUUCAUUAAGUUAUGGAUCAGGAAAAAGAGUUUUACAGAUCACUACCUCCAGUAGACUACUCUUUGGCAGAUGCAGUAGCGACAGACGUCAUUUACAAACUAUUCAUCCACCCGGAACAAGAAGUCGGAACGAUUCUGACAGAAGAAAAUGUGGCUAGCACAAACCUGGAUAAAACCAUACCGACAGUACUACUUAUCCAUGGAUGGACAAGUAACGACAACUCACCGUGGUACCGACCAUUGAGGGAUAGUUUUUUUAGGUUAGGUCCGCACAAUGUGAUUUAUGUCGAUUGGUCGAUAGCUGGGAAUAAGAGUUAUGACGUUUCCAGUGCGAACACCAACCCUAUAGGAAAGUAUAUGGCAAAGUUUCUUCUUGCUUCUGGAAUACCUCUGGAAAAUAUUCAUGUCAUUGGUCAUUCCUUGGGAUCUCAAACAUCUGCUUUCAUCGGCAAAUACAUUUUGGAAUUUAGCGGAAAGAAACUAGGCAGAAUCACGGCUCUUGACCCAGCUGGUCCAAAAUUCGAGCACCCACUUGUUCCUCCCGAUUUAAGACUUUGUAAAAAUGAUGCCGAAUUGGUUGAUGUCAUCCACACCGAUAUACAACUCUAUGGAUUCACCGCCCCAAUAGGACAUGUAGACUUCUAUCCGAACGAGGGUAAACAUCAAAUUGGAUGUCCCCGAAGAGACAAGGCAUCAGAAGAAGAAGUUAAUUGUUCACAUGCUAGAUCGACUCAUUACUUUAUUGAAUCUUUGUUAACAAAAUCGAAAGCUUGGGAGGCAGUCUACGAAGAAAAAGAUUAUGAAGUUACAGUAAGAGUAAAAGAAGAAUCAAGGGAAGUUACUUUUGGUCAUCAUGUUGAAAAAUCUGCUAGAGGGGUGUAUUAUUUUGAAACCAAUGCUGCACAUCCGUUUUUGAAAGUGGAACAAAAUAUAUUAGACAGAACAGCGUGAAGUGAAAUUAGUUUUAAUUUAUUGUCUAUAUAACUCAGGAUUGCUCAAUUUAUAUUGGUUUGGGUACUACUAUAAUAUAUAUUUGAUAAUUUAUUAAAUUAUUUCAAAUCUG